Sabethes cyaneus is the source of this 3462-nucleotide messenger RNA. RefSeq names its product TBC domain-containing protein kinase-like protein. Lineage: Eukaryota; Metazoa; Arthropoda; Insecta; Diptera; Culicidae. Gene Ontology annotation, biological process: activation of GTPase activity; protein phosphorylation. Bases 564 to 3290 code for a protein of 908 amino acids. Gene Ontology annotation, molecular function: protein kinase activity; ATP binding; GTPase activator activity. The transcript has 4 exons. The record is from RefSeq and is a predicted model, not a curated record.
AAGUUAAUCAAUCAGUUUUAUAGCGAUAUUUCUACUAGUUUCAAACAGGUUGCAUAUCCAGACGUUUUUCAAUGGGGUCACAAUGAGUGACGCAAUGAUCAUUAACAGAGAGGAAGUUUGGGAAGAAUGGACAAGGAAUUACCAAAUAACAUCAAAGGAUAAAGGAAUAUGGCACUUUUCCAUACUAAACACUCCAAAGAGACAGUGCUGGUUCAAAGACCUAGCCCUGAACAGCAAACAAACCAAAAUCCUUAGCAGAAUCCGAAGUAAUCACACUUUAACGAAAGCAAAGAGAUUCCAAUGGGGAUUAGAAAACGAUAAUAUGUGCGAAACGUGCGGGGAAAUUGAAGAUUUGAACCACGUUUUGUAUUACUGCUCAAAACACAACGAACUUAGAAGCAAAAUCCCAGCAUUGGAAUACAUGAAACCAUUGAAGGAAGUUUUCAUAGAAGAAUGUGAAGAGAGUAUGAGGCAAAUAGUAAAUUUCAUCCAAGAAGCAAAUUUACAUAUAUAGUUAACUAUAGUAAAACACAAGACGACCACACAUAAGAAAACAAAUAUAAAUGUAUGUUGGCGAGAUGGAUCAACUAUGGUCUCAGCCCUGUCCGUCAAAGACAAAACAUCAAAAAAAAAAAAAACAGGUUGCAUGUUAUUUUCUAUAUAAGUUAUGCUUGUGCGUGCCUGAGUAUGGUUUACGAUACACUCUUGUUAAAAUGCGUUUAAUUGCAAUCACGGGCCAUCAACAAACCCGUAGUGUCAGUGAAUUUGCAAGUGUUUCGACCGCUAUGGCUCCAAUAAAAUUGAACAAACGCAUUUCGGUGUCGACGUUUUUCGCUAAAUCUCACCCGAGUGAUGAGUGCUGUGGCAGCAAUGGUCUUCCAUUAACGCCCAAUUCUAUCGGGAUAUUUGGCCGAGCACAGCUUCUAAAAAGCGAUUUGCUCAAGCAUGAAAACCUUUGCGAAUAUUUGGAUAUUGUUCGGGGAAAACAUGAAAGGACAAUAAUCGUGCAGGAAAGCGCUGGCAGUCCGCUGACAGAGACUUUUAUUGGUGAGAACAAUAAGCAUGAAAUGCUUAUGCGAAUAGCUUUCCAAGUGCUUCGUGCACUAGGUCAUCUGAAUGAACAAGGACUAAUGUGUCGGAAUUUGGAACCUGGAAACAUUCUCAUCAGUAGGGACUUUAGUGUGAAAUUGUAUAACUAUGGAAUGUAUUAUAUGACUGACGGAGGAAAAUAUGUUUCGUUUCCCAUUGGGAAUGUAAAAUAUCAUGCACCAGAAGUUUUGCUAGAUUCAAAACAAAAUAUCAAAAGCGAUGUAUGGGCUUUAGGAAUGAUUCUGGCCGAAUUAGCCCUAGGCGAAACGUUUUGGGAACGACUAAAAUUGUCUCAAAUUGUUAGAAAAAUACUAAGCCUAACUACUGUCUCCAAUGUGUUUGAGAAACUGGCGCGAGAACAGCAGAAACUGGAAUUGUUCCAUUCGUUAGAUCCGGCACUGAAACGCAUCAUCGAGGAGUGUUUGAUUGUUUCCGUCCGGAAGCGACCACAAGCCCAGGAACUGUUGGAAGAUGAGGCGUUUGAUUUUUUACGUGGAGAAACUUUUGGUUUUCUGGACCCAGCUGGAUUGACUUUGCUGGAACGUCAUUGUGAUAAUUUGGCAGAAAUUUACUAUCUUUGGCAAUUAGCCGGUGGUGAUGUGCAACAAGAGUUGAAAAAGGAAGGACUAAUAAAAAGCGAGGCACCUAUUUUAUCCCUGCCGAAUUUGGUACUUCUCAAUGGAAAGUCGAUCUCUCCGCCAAAAAGUCAAAGUUUUCUGCAUGACAACCGCGGCAUAUGUUUGAACUUCAACAUUCUGCUUGAGCGUUUAUCGAAAAUUCCCGAAGAAGAUUAUCUUCCGUUGAUCUACACCACCAAUGCGUAUUUAGAAUCUCCUGUUUUUAAAACCGAUUUGCCAUUGGUGAUACGCGAACGUGAUACUGUUUACCAAUUUCAUCGUAUAAUGCUACUUAAAACGUUGCUGCAUGGCUACCCUUAUACUCAAGAUCUACUCAAAAGUUUUGCUAGUAAGGACAUUCCGCCACCCUUUCGUGGUAAAGUUUGGGCUUGCCUAUUAGGUGUCAUAGAGAAUGGUAUGUACGAACAGCUUGAUAAGUGCAGCCCGACUCAUACUGAUCGACAAAUCGAGGUGGAUAUUCCUCGCUGUCAUCAGUAUAAUGAGCUUCUCUCAUCCCAGGAAGGGCACAAUAAGUUAAAGCGACUGCUGAAGGCUUGGGUGACCGCUCAUCCGCAGUACGUCUACUGGCAAGGGCUGGACUCAUUGACGGCACCUUUCCUAUACCUCAACUUUAACAAUGAAGAGCGAGCCUUUCUCAGCCUCUACAAAUUCAUACCGAAAUAUUUGCAUUUGUUUUUCCUCAAGGAUAACUCCGCAAUCAUCAAGGAGUAUUUGGUGAAAUUCUUUCAGCUUAUAUUUUUCCACGAACCCGUUCUGGCUAAACAUCUGCAUGGAAUUAACUUCAUCCCAGAGCUGUACGCUAUACCCUGGUUUCUGACAAUGUUUAGCCAUGUUUUUCCUCUGCACAAAAUAUUCCAUUUGUGGGAUAAGCUUAUUCUGGGCGAUAAUUCGUACCCUCUAUUUAUUGGUAUUGCAAUCCUGAAGCAGUUGAAGACAACGCUGCUUACUUCGGGCUUCAACGAGUGUAUUUUGCUAUUCAGUGACUUACCGGACAUUGUAAUGGAAACAUGUGUGAAUGACUCCGAGUCUAUGUACCAAUUUACGCCUAAGAGUAUUGCCUACCGAAAGUACGCAAUGCACGAAGAAGAACCGGGAGAAUUUGAUCUCAAAUACACUGACGAAGAUCACAAAGAGGUGCAGAGUGAACUGUAUCCCCGCAUUAGCGUCUACGAUUUGAUUCGACUGCUACGGGAUCGACCGGCUAGCGUUGCAGUUUUGGACCUACGAUGCAAUCUAGAGCAUCGCAAAGUGGCUAUCGACAAUAGCGUAAACGUUCCGUUCAGCUCUGUUUCGCUGAAGGAGACUCGGUUGGACAUUUUGAAUGUACCGAAGCUGGAGGCAUAUAUGCGCAAAAAAAUUAUCGUCAUCGUGAGUACAUCACACGAAAGUGCGAUGCUGUUUGCCAAGUUCUUAGUGGACUGCCACGUUCCGCAUGUUUGUAUUUUGCACCGUGGGUUCGAUGCGGUGUAUCGAACCGACGACAAGCUGGUUCUUCAGACAUUUGACUACAUCAAUACGCUAGCGAAAAGUGUACCAAAUAUUUCCAACUUUGUGGAAAGUUGAACAUUUUUUGGUCGAUUGUUAUGUUUAUCUGAGUGGAUAGUAUUUGCAUAGGAAACUUUAUUGUGGAAUUUAUCAUUUAAUGUAUGAUUAUCAAACAGGUUCAGUCACUCAUAGAGUAUUGGGAUUAUUUCGAAAAAUAUACCUAUAGUAUAUUAUGUUUUGAAGAAUUAAA